Entrophospora candida is the source of this 532-nucleotide messenger RNA. NCBI's taxonomy places the organism in Eukaryota, Fungi, Glomeromycota, Glomeromycetes, Entrophosporales, Entrophosporaceae. The record is from the annotation of a GenBank genome assembly.
AUGUCUGAAGAAGGAAAACCAGAAGUUUAUACCAACAAAAAUGCUGCUCCAAAAAUAGCAAAUCCUGCUCCUCUUGGUCUUUCUGCAUUCGCUUUGACCACAUUUGUACUGUCAGUUCAUAAUGCUGGUUCUCCCACGAUUACUAUUCCUAACAUUGUGGUUGGUUUAGCCUUAUUCUAUGGUGGUCUUGUACAACUUUUAGCCGGAAUGUGGGAAUUUAAAACUGGUAAUACCUUUGGUGCCACCGCUUUCUCAUCUUACGGUGGUUUUUGGUUAUCGUUCGGCGUGAUUUUCAUUCCUGGUUUCAAUAUUGUCGCUGCUUAUGGUGACAAUAAAGCACAAUUUGAAACUGCAGUUGGAAUAUAUCUUAUUGGUUGGACACUUUCACUUGGUAAAUUCACUAACGAAACUGUAACAAAAACUGGCGGUAUAUUCGGUAUAGUUACUGCUUUCAUUGCUUGGUAUUGCGCUCUGGCUGGUCUUUUAACACCUGAAAAUUCUUACUUCACUUUACCUGUCGUUGAUUUAAGUC